GGCGCUCUGGAGUCGGGACGAGUCCCAGCCGUACGACAAAAUGGCGGCUUCAGUUGCUGAGGGGCGCGCGGCGGGAAUUAGCCCGCCCCUAGGGGUCAGGCGGAAGGCAAGCCUCACACUAUGCGGCCGGCGCUGGAGGCGUUCGGGGGUCGGCUACCGUCACUUCCGGCCGCUGGGGGCCUGGGUUCCGUACGACAACAUGGCCGCGCUUAGGUGCCUGGAGGGGGAAACUGCGACUUCCGGUCCAGAAUAGGGCCUGCGGUGGGAGGGGGAAGGAAAGAGGAGGGGACCAUGCGAGCUUCUGCUGUCCUCGCUGAGGGUCUCCCCGAGAGGCCGUUUCUGAGCAGGAGUUACCAAGUCCCCAGCACUCUCUCCCUCCGGGGGAUCUGAUCCUCCAUGGCCGCCGAUAACAGCAUCAUUGUGCUGGAUGAUGAUGACGAAGACGAAGCAGCGGUGCAGCCGGGGCCCUCGCACCCACCCCCCAAUCCGGCCUCACCCCCGGCUGACGCCCCUGCCUCCUCUCAGCCCCAUGGGGCUGGAGGGAACAGUAGUUCGGGCGGCAAGAAAUGCUACAAGUUGGAGAAUGAGAAGCUUUUUGAAGAGUUCCUUGAACUGUGCAAGGCGCAGACAGGGGACCAUCCUGAUGUGGUCCCGUUCCUCUGUAAACGGCAGCAGCGUGCCCACGCGCUGUUUUUGGCCUCAGCGGAGUUCUGCAACAUCCUCUCUCGGGUACUGUCUCGGGCCCAGAGCCGACCGGCUAAGCUCUACGUGUACAUCAAUGAGCUCUGCACUGUUCUCAAGGCUCACUCGGCCAAGAAAAAAAUGAACAUUGCCCCUGCGGCCACCACCUCUAGUGAGCCCUCUGGGAGUAACCCUCCUGCAGACCCCUCCUCAGACCCCACAAAUGCCGAGACCACCGGCUCUGAGGCCCCAAGGACCCGUGGCUCCCGGCGGCAGAUCCAGCGCUUGGAGCAACUGUUAGCGCUCUAUGUGGCAGAGAUUCGACGGCUGCAGGAAAAGGAGUUGGAUCUCCAAGAAUUGGAUGACCCAGACUCCACAUACCUGCAGGAGGCAAGGCUGAAGCGGAAGCUGAUCCGUCUCUUUGGGCGGCUGUGUGAGCUGAAAGACUGCUCUUCACUGACAGGCCGAGUCAUAGAGCAGCGCAUUCCCUACCGUGGCACCCGCUACCCAGAGGUUAACAGGCGCAUUGAGCGGCUCAUCAACAAGCCAGGGCCUGAUACCUUCCCUGACUAUGGAGAUGUGCUGCGGGCCGUGGAGAAGGCAGCUGUUCGGCACAGCCUUGGCCUCCCCCGACAGCAGCUCCAGCUCAUGGCUCAAGAUGCCUUUCGAGAUGUGGGCAUCAGAUUACAGGAGCGACGCCACCUUGAUCUCAUCUACAACUUUGGCUGUCAUCUCACAGAUGAUUAUAGGCCAGGCAUUGACCCUGCACUGUCAGACCCUGCCCUGGCCCGGCGCCUUAGGGAAAACCGGAGCUUGGCUAUGAGCCGACUGGAUGAAAUCAUCUCCAAAUAUGCGAUGAUGCAAGACAAGAGUGAGGAGGGCGAGAGACAGAAGAGAAAAGCCCGGCUCCCCCAAGCCACCUCUUCCCAUUCUCCAGAUCCCCCCAAAGCCUCCUUGGAUUCUGGUGAGGGCCCUAGUGGAAUGACAUCCCAGGAACACCCUACCUCCUCCAAGGCUGAGACAGAUGAUGAAGAAGAUGAGGAAAGUGAGGAAGAGGAGGACGAAGAGGAGGAGGAGGAGGAGGAGGAAGAGGAGGCAGAAGAGGAAGAGGAGGAAGAGGAGACUACAGAUUCCGACGAAGAGGGGGAUCUGGAACUGGUACUGGAAGGUCAGGAGGAGGAGGAGGAAGAGGAGGAAGAAGCAGAUAAGGAUGGAGACCAGAGCCCCAUGUGCCCACCACAGAUCUCCACCGAAAAGAACCUGGAACCUAGCAAAGGGAGCAGCAGAUCUUCAGGGGAGCAGCAAAACAAAGGACUCACAGUGUUACCAUCUUCGCCGUCGGAAGCACCCCUGGCCCUCUCCAGUGCAGAUGCUGGAAGCAAUGAAGACUCUCCGGAGGAGGUGCCCCAGGAGAAAGAGAGCCCUGUGUCUCAGGUCUUUGAGCUCGAGAUUGAAGCCUUGACUGUGGAUACCACCCCUUCCCCUGAGGAGGGGGACAUUUCCUCUUCCAGGAAGCAAUCAGAGGACCCCCUCACCACUGUUGUGGAGAAUGGAGCAGCCAUGGUCACCUCCACUUCCUUCAAUGGAGGUGUCUCUCCUCACACCUGGGGAGAUUCUAGUCCCCCCUGCAAGAAAUUUCGGAAGGAGGGGCAAACAGGAGCAGGACCUUUAGGAAGCAGCUAUGUGGAAGGGCAAAGGGAAGUACAUGAGAAGACUGGGAAGAAGAUAUGUACCCUGCCCAGCCCACAUUCCCCUUUGGCUUCCAUGGUACCAGUUGCUGAUUCCUCAACAAGAGUGGACUCUCCCAGCCAUGGCCUGGUGACCAGCUCCCUCUGCAGCCCAUCUCCAGCCCAGUUGUCCCUAACCCCCAAGUUACAACCUUCCCAGCCUAGCACUUUCAAGAUGAGUGUGGCCACACAGUGCGAUCCAGAGGAGGUCAUCGUGCUCUCAGACUCUGAUUAGCCUCCCCAUCACUCCCUGACUCCAGAAUGUUUGAGGAUAGGAUUUGGAAGCAGAUGACUGAGGAAGGGAUGGACUGAGCUAAUCCCGUUUUGGUGGUAUUUCUUUUAAAAAAACAAAAACCAAAAAAAAAAACACAA
Molecule: messenger RNA, 2780 nt
Organism: Myotis davidii
Lineage: Eukaryota; Metazoa; Chordata; Mammalia; Chiroptera; Vespertilionidae
Gene: DAXX
Product: death-domain associated protein
Exons: 8
Coding region: 397-2643 (748 amino acids)
Molecular function (GO): histone binding
Source: RefSeq, a predicted model, not a curated record